UUCGAUUUCUAACUCGAUUUUGAGUUAUAAUUUUUAAUUUGGGGUGUGUUCUCGCCCCGCGGGGGCCAUGCUGCCUUCCUUCGGCUACGCCUCCCCUCACAGCGGCUUCCGCGGCACCCUCAAGGGCUGCCCGGGCGACUUCGUGGUGACGGAGCUGCCGCUGCCCCCGCGCGGCCCCAAGGAGCCGCGGGCGGAGCCGGCUCCCCUCAGAGCCCCGUCCCCCGGCGGGCAGCAGCCUGCCGCGGCGGUCCCCGAGCCGCCCGGCGACCCGGUGGCCAGCUGCCUGGGCGAGGAGGCGAGCGAGCGGCUGGCCCGCUUCGCCCGGGCGCUGAGGGAGGCGUGGGGCGGCGGGGAGCUGAGCCUGGGCAGCCUCGGGGGCAAGGCGGAGCGGGCAGGGGUGCACAGCGCCGUGAGGCAGCGGUUCCCCUUCCUCGCCACGGCCACCAGAGGCCGGGAGGUGGUGGUGAGAGGCGACGAUGGCUACCGGGAGCUGCGGCAGCUGGUCAGCGAGCGGGAGGCGAGCGGGUUCUUCAGGUUUCUGGACGCCAAGGCGGAGAACUCGACGUUCUCCUUCGAGCCCGACGGGGACAAGGAGCACAGGAAGGCGGUGCACCACUUGGUCGGCAGGAGGUUUGGAAAACUCGUGGAGACGAAAACUUUCGCUGUGGAGCACGGCGAUCAGCAGGCGAACAUGGCAAUAACGGUACGGUUCCGAGGGAAAUGGUCCAGAAAAAGGUCUGCCGAGGGUUCCCAUGAAAAACAAGAACUUUACACAGCUUUCACCCUUCAGAAAGAAAACCUAGAAACUCUGGAAGCAAUCAGCAUCUUGGCUGCUGAACUUGGAGUUCUUCCUUCAGACUUCAGUUACACUGGCAUCAAAGACAAGAAGGCCAUUACUUACCAACCUAUGGUUGUGAAGAAGGUUACUCCUGAGAGGUUGAAAGAAAUUGGAAGCAAACUGGAGAAAAAAGGCAUGAAAAUACAAAACAUACAUUCAGCAUCCCAGCACCUUAGGCUUGGUCAGCUGAAGGGCAAUCACUUUGAUAUAAUUGUGAGAGAUCUCAAACUCCACAGUCAUGACUCCUCUGCAGAUUUGAAAGAGAGAAUAUCUGAAGCAAUGGAAAAUAUUAAGACAAAAGGUUUUGUAAAUUACUAUGGACCUCAGCGAUUCGGCCAGGGACAAAAUGUUCAGACAGAUCAAAUAGGAUUGGCUCUACUGAAUGAAAAAAUGGUGGAAGCUGUGAAAUUGUUCUUCACUCCUGAAGAUACCGAUGACCCUGUAAACAAGGCAAAAAGGUACUUUCUUCAGACUGAAGAUGCAAAGGGCACACUCACGAUGCUGCCAGAAUGUAAAGUGAGAGAGAAGAUGUUGUUACGUGCUUUAAAUCGCUAUGGUGUAAAUCAUGAAGGCUGUACCAGAGGAUGGCUCAGCAUCCCUCACUCCAUGCGCAUAUUCUAUGUCCAUGCUUAUUGCAGUAAAAUAUGGAAUGAAGCAGCAUCAUAUAGGCUGGAGAUUUAUGGUUCAAAAGUUGUUGAAGGUGAUCUAGUCUUCGCUGAGGAAAAUGAUGAAAGCCUUUCCCUGAAUGACAAGGUUCAUGUUGUCACCGCUCCAGAAGAGUCAGCUAACAAAUAUUCUAUACACCAAGUUGUUCUUCCAAUGGUGGGACAUAAUAUCAAGUAUCCCAGUAAUAAGGUUGGGCAAUGGUACCAUGAAAGACUUUCCAAGGAUGAACUGCAGAUGUGCAAAUUCAGAGUGCCUUCGCUACAACUGAAUAUACCUGGAUGUUACAGACACAUUUUGAAAAAUGUUCAGAAUUUGUCAUAUUUUAUAGAAGGCAGUGAAGAAGGAAUCAAAAAUGAGGACAACCAUCUGAAUGAGUCAAAACUAUCUCUUCAUAUAUCGUUUGACCUUGACCCUUCAUGUUAUGCAACAGUCUGUCUGAGAGAAAUAAUGAAAUGUGACUUAUAACUAAUGAAAGAUUGCAGGAAUAUUAUAGCAAUUGUGAUAUUUUAUGUAUAAUGCCAAGAAAAUGAAGGAGAAUCCCACUUUUAAGCCAGAAACAUGAAAAAUUAAUAGAUUGAGAUUCAUACUGGGUGUGGAGAAAAAAGAGCUCCAAAAUCGUAGUUCCAAAAACAUUCCAAACCCAAAAUGCAAAUCCUUGUAUGCACUGGAAUUAAAAAUGCAAAGCUGUGUGUCAUGUCAGACAGGUUUAACAGAACUUAAAGAAGCUGUGAGCUGCAAGCACGAAUUUCGUUUUGUGUUGAUAUCCUACUUGCAAAGUUACAUUCUGGGAACAAAUGCAAACAAAAGUAUAUUUUAUUUCAUUAUCAUUUUUUAAAAGCUGGUUUAUGCUAAAUGUUGAAGAACAUUGAGUAGCCAUUACGUAACAAGUUUGCAGCCUACAGGUACCUAACUAAAAAGCUGCUGUACUGAGGUUCGCUAAACAUGUUUUUGUUGCAUUCAGGCACCAAGUCUGAAAAAGGUGCAAAUCCUUAAUCAACAGUAACGAGUCAUCUGGCACAUUGUCAGACAGUUGAUGAAUGCAACAAGUUAAGUUCUUGCUAAUGAUUCCAGGAUUAAGUAGCACAUAGCUUUUUAGUUAGUGCUUAUUCAAUUACUUGAUGAGGUGUUUAAUAUAAUUGCAAAAGUAUUUAUAAUAAAAACCAAACCCUGUUUUAUUGUUUACAGGAUGCAGGCUCUAUUUCUGUAAAGCCUUAUGGUGACAAAGAAUUUUUAAUGGAACCACCCCUUGGGAAAAAAA
Molecule: messenger RNA, 2762 nt
Organism: Oxyura jamaicensis (ruddy duck)
Lineage: Eukaryota; Metazoa; Chordata; Aves; Anseriformes; Anatidae
Gene: PUS7L
Product: pseudouridine synthase 7 like
Exons: 8
Coding region: 68-1969 (633 amino acids)
Biological process (GO): pseudouridine synthesis
Cellular component (GO): nucleus
Molecular function (GO): RNA binding; pseudouridine synthase activity
Source: RefSeq, a predicted model, not a curated record